Molecule: messenger RNA, 471 nt
Organism: Stereum hirsutum FP-91666 SS1
Lineage: Eukaryota; Fungi; Basidiomycota; Agaricomycetes; Russulales; Stereaceae
Exons: 2
Source: RefSeq, a predicted model, not a curated record
AUGUGGACUGGUGUGUGGUGGUCUACAGUACAGCAGGAUAAGCUUCCAGAUGAUGCCACCAUCGCACCGGUCAUUAUCGCCACAGACAAAACUCAUCUCACACAGUUCUCCGGUAACAAAUCAGCCUAUCCAGUCUAUCUUACUCUGGGUAAUAUCCCUCGCUCCAUACGACGAAAGCCAUCACAACAUGCCUGCAUCCUCAUCGGCUACCUUCCUGUCGACAAAAUUGACUCUGAUAACCUAACAAAAAACGAGACCAAGGCCCGAGGGCAACGUCUAUUCCAUGAGGCUAUGCGCCACAUUCUCCAGCCACUUGUCCAAGCUGGCACACAUGGCGUUGAGAUCACCUGUGCAGACGGUUGGGUCCGGCGAAUAUACCCUCUCCUUGCAGCCUAUGUUGCCGACUACCCGGAACAGUGUCUUGUCACCUGCGCCAAACCUGGUACUUGCCCCAAGUGCCGUUGCCCUUCA